AUGAUUCGUAAUCUCAGGUUUUUCACAGUGCACGUUUUCUUGCCCGUGGUGCAUGGUUAUUUUAUCACUGCCACUCAUUAUGGCCAUCUCGAACAAAUACUUGUCUGCCAGCUUGGAAAUGAUGAUUUUUGGAAGGAUCUAUCUGGUCGUGGACUUCUAUUGGCAGUCAUCACACCAUGUAAAACUGAGGGUAAAGAUGCAGCUCUAGAAGUUGCUGUGUAUGGUGGAUUAGCAGCUGCCAUUGCCACGGACAUUCGUGACAUCAAAGCUGUUGUCGGACAAGUGAAGACAAGAGGAAGGUGGGGAAUCAUAGACCGAACAAGUGGUCUUGCUUCUGUCGCUUUCACACACCAGGACACAGAGGGAGUAGAAUCUGAGUUUUAUGACUCCAGAUGA
Molecule: messenger RNA, 396 nt
Organism: Serpula lacrymans var. lacrymans S7.9
Lineage: Eukaryota; Fungi; Basidiomycota; Agaricomycetes; Boletales; Serpulaceae
Exons: 1
Coding region: 1-396 (131 amino acids)
Source: RefSeq, a predicted model, not a curated record